This is a messenger RNA of Phodopus roborovskii (desert hamster), 785 nucleotides long. It is a transcript of the gene Cfap107, whose product is annotated as cilia and flagella associated protein 107. The transcript is spliced from 4 exons. The record is from RefSeq and is a predicted model, not a curated record. Lineage: Eukaryota; Metazoa; Chordata; Mammalia; Rodentia; Cricetidae. Bases 39 to 623 code for a protein of 194 amino acids.
GUCUGCCAAGUCAAAGGGACGCAGGACAGAUCCUUACCAUGUUUGUGACCUCAGCGGUUCCUCAGGCAUUUUCUACUCCAGGCUGGCAGAUUGAAAAGAAGUAUUCAACGAGAGUGCUCGUUGGGAACUGGGUGGAGGAGAGGAGGAAGUUCACCAAAGCCACUGACCACACACCCCAGUGCAUUUACAGGAAGGAAUAUGUCCCUUUUCCAGGACACAGACCAGACCAUAUUUCCAGGUGGUAUGGGAAAAGGAGAGUGGAGGGUCUCCCGUACAAGCACCUGAUCACGCACCACCAGGAGCCCUCAAACCGUUAUCUGAUCACCACCUAUGAUGACCACUACAAUAGACACAAUUAUAACCCGGGUGUGCCCGCCCUGCGGACCUGGAAUGGACAGAAAUUGCUGUGGCUGCCAGAGAAGUCUGACUUCCCCCUUCUUGCACCCCCAACAAACUACGGACUGUUAGAGCAAAUGAAGCAGAAAUGGCUUGCGCCCAAGACUGGCCUGAGGGGAAGCAUUUACAGUACAUCCUACCCCAGGCUGCCGGUGUGCGCUAUGUCUAAGAGGGAGCAUGCCAUCCCAGUCCCUCCCCCUCGACUACACCCCAUCCCACACUUCUGAGAACUACCAGCCAGAGCCAGCAAGAGACCCACGGCCUCACAGGACUUGUCAGAGAGCAAGCAUCUGCAGAUGUAACCCAAGAAUUAAUUAUGGACCAUUGUUGUGUGUGUGUGUGUGGGGGGGGUAUCUUGGAAUCAUGAUCUGUAUUUUAUGGUACCUUCU